UGGAUCCCUCUCAUUAGAGUCUAAAUCAAGAAGACACAGGUUCCAAAAAGGGGAAGCCCAAAUACAUGAGUGUCUUUGUUAUGGCUUCUAUCUUGUUAUGACUUGUAGAUGUCCCAUAAAGCCUCAGGCGCUCACAGGUGGCACUUUUCGGACGUGGCUGGAUCUGGAGUGUGUAACACUAGCAAUAACGGUGCAUGGUAACCAGAUGGGUUGCCCUAUUUCUGGGUAUGGAUAAGGAAAGCCCAUAUCUCGGUGUAGGUGGCACCAAUCAACAGGCUUGCAGCGUGGUUGGAAUUUAAAGGGAGAGAGCGAAGGCUUGUGUUGCUGUGGCUGCUUGUUGGCUUCUGCCCGCCACACCAUGGACUAUUUCUUCUCUGGGAUGCCCUCUCCAUGUGCUACUCUGCCUUGGCGUCAGCUGCCCAUGGACUUAAACCUCUGCAACUGUGAGCUGAAAUAUUUCCAAGGAAAUAACCCAAGUGAGCUGGCGGGUACACCGUGGCCAAGCCCCCUCUGCCCUCCACCUCCCUGCCACUCAGAAAAGCGCUGCACCUGCCAAGAGCGCCCCGCGGUCUCCUUGGGGGACGCCAGGGGUCGCCCCUCUCCCAGGAUUGUGCUGCAAGCCAAGCCGCGAACGCAGGCUCCAGUGCGAAGGCGCGAGGGGCCUCGCCCUGGGCCGCUCUGGGACAGCCUCGACCCGCUGGACCCUCGCCCUCCAAGACCCACUCCGCCCGCCCACCCUCACCCCUGCCGUCCUCCGCGCCGCAGCCAGAGGGCGCCUCGUACUUGGCCUUGAGACGGGGAGCGCCCUCCGGCCGGCUGCGCCCAGCCCCCUUGCCCCGCGCCCUGCUCCCAGCUGCACCCGCUCCUCGAAGCGCAAGAUGGGACACAGGGGCGGCCUCCUUGCUUUCUGACGGGGGCCCCAGACCCAAAACCCGGACACGAGCCACUCGGUACCCCGCCGUAUCGGGCAGGCGUGAGCUGGGAAGGGGUCCCCCGUGGGAGUGGGCUCGCAUCCCCGACGGGCCAUGGCUGAACGGUCGAUCGCAAGAGGCUACGCUUGCCCUAGCCUCGGUUUCCCCAGUGGCCUCAUGAUGCGACUUCCCCCGACCAUCCGCACCAAGAGAGAAGUCUGGGUGUGCAAGGCGCCCGCGCCCUUGUUGCACCGAGCGGGUGGCAGAGUCACCAGGAUACGAACCAUUCGGAGGCCAAGAAUAAUAAAGCGGACGCCCUGACGUGUUCAGCACA
This is a messenger RNA of Cavia porcellus (domestic guinea pig), 1245 nucleotides long. RefSeq lists its product as uncharacterized. NCBI's taxonomy places the organism in Eukaryota, Metazoa, Chordata, Mammalia, Rodentia, Caviidae. The coding region runs from base 359 to 793 and encodes 144 amino acids. The transcript has 2 exons. The record is from RefSeq and is a predicted model, not a curated record.